AUGGAGCUCAAUUCAAUUUUGUCCAACUUGUCUUUAGAAUCAGAAAUCGAUAUGUGGUUAAAUUACACUAGACUCUCUAUUUCCCUUCAAUCCCGAUUCCAGGAUCUGGGUGACUUUAAUGACCUGGAGCUUUCAAUACAGGGGUUUCGCGGCGCGCUUGCUCUUUGCCCGCCAGGAAGUCCUAACCGGGCCACAUCUCAAAGCAAUCUCGCCAACACUCUUCUCACCAGAUUCAAACAACGGGGUGAUUUUUCUGACUUGAAUUCCGCUAUAGAGCUCCAACAGGAUGCUUUGAAUUCACGUUCCCCUGGCCACUCUGAGUACCCAUCUUCACAGAACAAUCUUGCCAAUGCGCUCCUCGCUCGUUUCCAACAGAGAGGGAACUCUGCAGAUCUAGACUUGGCAAUCGAGCAUUUUCGCGGUGCGGUACGGUCCUUCCCUCCAGAACACCCAGUUCAUCCCUUGAUCCAGGGAAACCUGGCCAACUCCCUCAUCUCCCGAUUUGAGCAACGAGGUCAAUUUGAGGAUCUCAAGUCGGCGAUUACACAAUAUGAAAUUGCCGUACAACUUUGCCCAGAAGAGCAUCAACACCGCUCUCAGUUGCAAUGCGACUAUGCGAAUGUUCUUCUCACACGCUUUGAACAACGAGGGGAUCCACGUGAUCUGGAUUUGUCUAUUGUUAACCACAUCGCCGCAUUGAAGGUGCGCCCAGAAGGACACCCCUACCGCAUAAUAUCUCAGUGUAAUCUAGCCAACGCCCUUGUGACUCGUUUCGGAAAGCAGGGUGACACCAAUGAUCUGGAGCUAGCGAUCAAUCACUUCCGUUCUGCUGUAGGCACCUGCCCAGAGGGACACCCGGAGCGACCUGCCGCUCUUUCAAAUCUCGCUCAGGCUCUUCUCACUCGCUUCAGCCAGCAGGGAAAUUCUGAGGAUCUGGAUUCAGCGAUUAUAUACCUACAGGAUGUCCUUACGCUGCGCCCUGCAGGGCAUCCCGGCCGACCCACAUCGCAUGGUAGUCUCGCUAUUUCCUUGAUCACUCGAUUUGAGCAGCGUGGCGAUCCCAAUGACCUUGAUUCUGCAAUACAGCACUUUCGUGAUGCGCUCGAGCUUUGCCCACCUCAUCAUCCACGUUAUCAGAUGUUCAAGGACAACCUCGCAAGCGCCCUCCGCACACGCUUCGAACAAAGAGGAGAUUCUAGUGACCUCGAUACAGCAAUUCAGCACUCCAAAACUUCGCUGCAACCAACUUCGCGAGCUGAUCCCUCUCUGCACAACAAUAUUGGCAAUCUUCUCCAUGAUCGAUUCAAACAGCGUGGUGAUGUCAAGGACUUGGAAUUAUCAAUUGAGCAUUUCCGCAAGGCACUGGAUUUGUGCUCACCCGUACAUCCUAGCCUUUAUUCGUUCCAAAGUAAUUAUGCCGGUGCUCUGCUCAGCCAGUCUGACUCCCAGGGAGACCUUGACAGUCUUGACACGGCCAUUCAAUUCUAUCGUCGGGCGUUGGAGUUAUGCCCACCCGGCCAUCCACGUCGAUUUUCGUCUCUCUUCAACCUUGCAAAUAUAUUGCUUAGUCGCUUUGCAAAGCAAAGCAAUAUUCAGGAUCUGGAGAUGGCAAUUGCUCAUAGUCGGGAAGCUUUAGCACUAUGCCCCCCAGGGCACACAGAUCGUCCCUCUUCACAAAGCGCCCUUGCCACAGCUCUCCAUUCCCUCUUUGAACAGCAAAAAGACAUCGCCAAUUUGGAUGAAGCCAUCCAACAUCUGCAAAAUGUGUUAGAUACAGCCUCACAGGGCCAUUCUUAUCGGCCGUCUUGGCAAAACUAUCUUGCUAGCGCAUUUCAUUCUCGCUACACCUUUCAACGCAACGUGGAUGACCUCGAGAAGGCAAUCGAACACUACCGUACCGCGCUAAGGUUAAGGCCACCAGAGCACCCCAGUCGCCCAUUGCUGCAAAUUCAGAUUGCCAGAGCUCUAGGUGAUCGCUUUGACUGUAAAAGCGAGUAUACAGAUGUUAUGGUUGCCUUUCGAUUUUUAUACGUCGCUAAAGACUCCUUGCCAGAUGGGCACCCUCAGCUUUAUUUCGUCUACGAGGCCCUUGCCGAGGCUCAUACAAGGCAUUUCACCCUUUUUGACCGUUUUCCACAUCUCCGCCAUCUUUCUCCAAUCGAUCUCUCUGAAGAAAAAAAGCAAGCUUUUCUGUACUUCAAAGAGGCUUGUACGUAUCCGACUGCGAGCCCACGCAGCCGACUAAAAUCAUCUGUGCGAUGGAUAAUUGCCGCAGAGAGAGAGGGUGGUUCUGCACUUGAAGCAUAUAGAACUUGUCUGACUCUUCUCAAUCUUCACGCGACGAAUGGGUCAUCUGUCUCCAAGCGCCAUGAAUUGUUAAGGGAAACACCCCCGCGGAUUGCUUCAUCUGCCGCCUCCUGUGCAAUUCGGGAGGGUUUGAUUGACGUCGCAGUAGAGCUAUUGGAACAGGGAAGAACGUUAUUGUGGGGACAACUGGUAAGGUUCCGAACUCCCCUCGAUGAGCUUUGUCUCAUGGGCAAGGAUGGUUACCGGCUGGCGAGCGAGUUCACUCGGCUUAGCAAGCAACUAGAACAAGACAACACACUCUUAAAUCUAGAUAUGGACUAUUCCGUGCAGCGGUCGUUCGACGAAAGUGUGCGAUUAUAUCGUGAGCGGAGGAAUGAAUGGGAUUCUGUUGUGGCACAGAUACGAGACCUGCAGGGCUUUACUCAUUUCCUGAAGCCUGUGCCCUUCUCUGAGCUCCAGAAAGCAUCCAAAGAAGGCCCAGUCAUCAUCGUCAACGUCAGCUGGUACUCGUGCGACGCCAUCAUUGUCUUACAAUCGGGACAGCCGCGUCUGGUUCCCCUACCAGAACUGACCCUGGACAUUGUUUCACAGCUGGCGUCAGAGUUUGAAGAAUCUCUAAGCUCUUCUUGUGGCAGUGGUGAGGAAAAAAUUAGAGAAAGGAAAAUCACCUAUGUUCUUCGACAACUCUGGAACCUCGUCGUUCACCCUCUUGUAAGAGAGCUGGUGUCUCUUGAAGUUCCCAAAGGUUCCCGCAUUUGGUGGUGCCCUACCAAUAGAUUUGCUUCUCUGCCGUUACAUGCUGCCGGACCAUAUCGCAAGGGUGAAGAAAACCUGCCGCAGUUGUUUAUCUCCUCUUACACGCCAUCGCUGUCUGCUCUGAUCAGAUCCAGGGAGCGAACGAGCGCGAAUUCCGUCUCCAAUUCUAUUCCUUCUUUUAUCGCUGUCGCUCAGGCGAAUCCGUAUGGCAAAAGCCAGGAGAGAGAACUGAAGUCCGUAGGCACUGAAUUGAGCAUUGUCAAAGGCUAUAUACCACCGUCUAUGGCAUACUCAGAGCUGACGGGAGCUUCGGGCACAUCUGAUGAUGCUUUGGCCAAUCUUCGAACGCAUGGCUGGGUACAUCUUGCCUGUCAUGGUAAACAGGACUUGUCUCAGCCUUUUGAUUCAAGCUUCGCUAUGGGGGACAAGCCUCUUCGCCUAGUCGACAUCAUACAUGCCCGUCUAGAACAGCCCGAAUUUGCCUUUUUGUCUGCGUGUCACACUGCUGGGGGUGACAGGAACACACCGGACGAAGUCAUCCACCUUGCAGCUGGGAUGCAGUUUUCAGGUUUCCGGAGUGUGGUGGGGACCUUGUGGGCUGUAGAUGAUGGAACAGCGCAUCAUAUGGUCUCACACUUUUAUAAACAUUUCUUUGAGGCGGGAUGUGACAGCACCAGAGCUGCUGAGGCACUCAACAAGGCUGCGAGGACGGUGAACAAGAGAGAGGUGCCACUGGACCAAAGAAUUGUGUUCAUACACAUUGGCGCAUGAGGAAUGCCUAUCUGACUUAACUCCUCACAUCGAUGCAUGUUUUGCGGGAGGUAGUUUUUUUGCGUUAGCUUAGCCAGUGUUCAUAUUAUCCGAGUACGAUGACAGCAACACACCGACCAUCCUCAUUUUAAGCUUAGUACAUUACUCCUUUGCUUUCGGGGUCGAUUUUGAUUUCAAUACACCAAUGUACCUGGAGUUUUCAGUGCAACCAGGUGGUGUUGAUACAGGUCUCAGACAACUUGGGCCUUAUUUCACUAUAUGUUUGAGAUCAACACACUUUAUCUGCUAUCAAUGUCGUACAUGCUCCAGAUCAUCACUUCACUUUGUACGCGUGUCGUUUUAAAGCGGGCGAAAGUGCUUUCAAGCACUACACGCAAUCCUUUUAAUGAUGGAGUAUAGAAAGAUACAUAGACUUACAGACGGUCGGUUUAGCAUCUUUUUGGUGAACCUUGAUAUUGUGAUCAAGAAACUUUUGACUAAUCAAGCACAUCAGGAUGUC
Molecule: messenger RNA, 4333 nt
Organism: Serpula lacrymans var. lacrymans S7.9
Lineage: Eukaryota; Fungi; Basidiomycota; Agaricomycetes; Boletales; Serpulaceae
Exons: 3
Coding region: 1-3834 (1277 amino acids)
Molecular function (GO): protein binding
Source: RefSeq, a predicted model, not a curated record